UUCUUUGAGUCACAGAGCUUCUCAGCACACCUCCUUGGGAGCAGCUCUGUGCCUGGGACUGCUGUCACUUUUGCAGUUCACUCACCUCACAGAAUCAGCCCCUUUCUCCUCUCUUGCAGAGUGAAGGAUUUAGUAAGGCAAGGAUGAAUGAAGCCCGGCCACGUUAUGUCAUCAACCGGCCUGCUUAUUCUAUCAAUGACUUCGAUGAAGAAUUUGAAAGGAAAAGCAGAAGUUACCCUCUUGGAGAGAAGAUAAAGAAUCUUUUCAGAUGUUCACCAUCCAGGGUAAAGCUCAUCAUGUACAGUUUGUUUCCCAUCCUCUUGUGGCUCCCAAAAUACAAAAUCAAAGAUUACAUUGUGCCUGAUGUUCUUGGUGGUAUCAGCGCUGGAACUAUUCAAGUGCCUCAAGGCAUGGCCUUUGCUCUGCUAGCCAAUCUACCUCCCAUCAAUGGACUCUAUUCUUCAUUUUUCCCUCUGAUCACAUAUUUCUUGCUAGGUGGUAUUCAUCAGAUGGUCCCAGGUACUUUUGCAGUCAUUAGUAUUAUUGUGGGGAAUGUCUGCCAUGAACUGGCUCCUGAUCAUGAAUUCCAGUACAUUAACCAAACAACCAAGGACACAAUGAUUAACCACACAGCCAUGGAAGCAGCCAGACUGGAGAUCUCUGCAACACUGGCUUGCUUGACAGCCAUAAUUCAGAUAUGUCUGGGAUUCGUGCAGUUUGGUUUUGUCGCUAUCUACCUUUCUGAAUCCUUCAUCAGGGGCUUCAUGACAGCAGCUGGUCUACAGAUUCUCAUUUCAGUGCUCAAGUACAUCUUUGGCGUGACAAUUGCAUCCUACACAGGGCCCUUGGCCAUUGUCUAUACAUUUAUUGAUAUUUGCAAAAGCCUGCCUAAGACCAAUGUGGCCUCCUUGGUGUUUGCUUUGAUCAGCACUGUGCUCCUGAUUAUUGUGAAAGAACUGAAUAUGAAAUACAUGAAAAAGAUUCGAGUCCCUAUCCCCAUGGAAAUCAUUAUAGUCAUAGUAGCUACUGCCAUAUCUGGAAGCUUUAAUAUGCCUGAGAAAUAUGACAUGCCAAUUGUCGGGCACAUUAACAUGGGCUUUCCUGCAGCCACACUUCCGCAAGUAAGCAAAUGGAAGGACAUGAUUGGCACAGCUUUCUCACUUGCCAUUGUGGGCUAUGUGAUCAAUUUGGCCAUGGGCAGAACCCUUGGCACCAAGCAUGGCUAUGAUGUGGACCCCAACCAGGAAAUGCUGGCCCUGGGCUGCAGCAACUUCUUUGGAUCAUUUUUCAAAAUCCAUGUGAUCUGCUGUGCUCUUUCUGUGACCCUGGCUGUGGAUGGAGCUGGAGGAAAAUCUCAGGUGGCAAGUUUUUGUGUGGCACUGGUCGUGAUGAUAACUAUGCUGUCUUUGGGGACCUAUCUGAGCCCUCUUCCUAAGGCUGUUUUGGGAGCCUUGAUAGCUGUGAAUCUGAAGAAUUCUCUGAAGCAACUGACUGAUCCUUACUACCUCUGGAAAAAAAGCAAGCUGGACUGUAUGGUCUGGGUGGUGAGCUUCCUCUCAGCCUUCUUCCUGGGCUUGCCCUUUGGACUUGCCGUGGGAGUGGGGUUUUCCAUCCUAGUAGUGGUUUUCCAUACCCAGUUUCGCAAUGGCUGUAUCCUUGGCCCAGUAGCUGCUUCUGAUAUAUACAAAAACCCAAAAGUCUACAAUAAGGUCCAUGAAAUAGAAGGGAUUAAAAUUGUCACUUACUGUUCCCCGCUGUACUUUGCUAAUUCAGAGAUAUUCAGGGAAAAAGUAAUAGCCAAGACAGGUGUAGAUCCUAUAAAAGUCUUCUUGGCCAGGAAGAAAUAUGUGAAGAAUCAGGAAAAAGUUGCCAUGGCAGCAACAGUGGCAGUACAAAAAACAAGCAAGCUAAAAUCCAUCUUCAGGGAAAACAAGACAAUAUCACUGCAAGAGCUCCAGAAGGACUUUGAAAGCACUGCUCCAACAGAUACUAACAACAACCAGACAGCCGCCAAUGGCACCAAUAUUUCCUACGUAGCAUUCAAUCCUUCUGUGAACACUGCAAGGCAGGCCAGUGCUUCCUCUGCUCAGGGAAGCAUGGCUAGUCAUCGAAGCAGCACCUGUAGCAAUAUCCCAGCCUCUAAUGCUGAUUCCAUGACUACAGCACCCCCAUUUGUCAACUUCCACACCAUUAUCUUGGACAUGAGUGGAGUUUGCUUUGUAGAUCUGAUGGGUACAAAAGCUCUGGGAAAGCUCUGCACCAACUAUCAAAGGAUUGGGAUUAAAGUUUUCCUGGCAAAUGUGCCUGCCCAAGUGUAUGAUGACAUCCGCACAGGUGGAGUCUUUGAAGAAGGUGGCCUCGAGCCCAGUCAUGUCUUCGUGACAGUCCAUGAUGCUGUUUUGUUUGCAACAAUGAACGGCAACAGAGCUACACAUCGACCUGUCUUGGAAGAGAGAGCAAAUCAGAUAGAAAUCUCUGUCUCUGAUGAGUCCCUGGAAGACAGCAGUGCUGAAUUCCAAAACUUGGAAGAAGAAAUGUUUGGAGGUAUUUUUCAUUCAGAGACCCAGACAGCACUGUGAGUUCUUCAGGAAUGCUCUUAAGCAACUGACUCCUUAACCAUGAAAUGCCUUUUAGGAAGAAAGGUUCCUGCACCCGAAUGGAGAGGACAGUGGGCUCUGUACAUUUGGGGCAUGGGAUCAUUGCGCUUUUGGGACACUGAGGCCAGAAUGCCUCUCUUACCUGACAUUCUUUCUUCCUCCCAUUCCUUUCUGCUUUCAAAACUCAGAGCAACUGGCUCUCAAAGCAGGUAUCAUGGGCAAAAAGGAACUCAGGAACUAAACUUUGUCUACACAGAAGAAGCAGAAGAACAGCAGGAUUAUUACUACACCUCUCUGGUUCUCAUUUGUUGCUCAUUCACAUUUCAGGCAAUGCUUACAUAUUCAGCUCAUGUAUAAACACAAGCAUAUCAAAGGGCUAUUAAGCAUUAGCCUUGUUCUUAUGAGGAAAAAUACAGGAAACAUGGAGGGCGGCUACCGGAGCACCAGGCAGAAAUCUCACAAGAUGAAGCCACUUGGGUUUGCAAAGGGAUGGCUGUUUCUAAAUUGUGCACUGACUUUAGGCCCCACACAAUACAUAAACAAAGCCCCUGGUAAUACUGCCCAGUUCUUCCUCUGAUUUUUAGUAUCAGAACAUAAAACUGUCCCUUUUUCUUUCUGGGGCUUAAAUCCAGCAGCAUAAUCUGAGACUAUAAAUCUCAUUACCUGGAACAAGUGCACAUUUUUAUACCACUGCUUAAAGAAGAGCUGUCUUAUCCAUUACAAA
Molecule: messenger RNA, 3321 nt
Organism: Heteronotia binoei (common prickly gecko)
Lineage: Eukaryota; Metazoa; Chordata; Lepidosauria; Squamata; Gekkonidae
Gene: SLC26A9
Product: solute carrier family 26 member 9
Exons: 21
Coding region: 144-2579 (811 amino acids)
Biological process (GO): transmembrane transport
Cellular component (GO): membrane
Molecular function (GO): chloride transmembrane transporter activity; sulfate transmembrane transporter activity; oxalate transmembrane transporter activity
Source: RefSeq, a predicted model, not a curated record